AUGGCGAAGUUUUUAAUGCUAUUAUCAAGUGGCCGAGAAGAGGCCGAUUAUCAAUCUAUGGUUGAGCCACUGACAACAUCAACGAUUAACCAAAAUCGGUUUUACGAGUGCAAAACAUGCAAUAGACAAUUUCCAUCAUUUCAAGCACUUGGAGGACACCGAGCCAGUCACAAGAAACCUAGACUAGAGGAAUCUGUAUUAUCGGGUACGCGGAGCAUUAACGAUAACCAACAGCAAAAGAAGAAACCAAAGGCUCAUGAAUGUUCUAUUUGUGGUUUAGAGUUUUCCGUUGGACAAGCUUUAGGUGGUCAUAUGAGAAAACAUAGGGCAGUAACGGCACCAGUGGCAACACCAACGGAAACAAUGGGAUUAUCAUCCUCUUCAUCGGAUACUACUACUUACAAACAACAGCCGCUAGAAUUAGUGGAAAUAUCGAAUAGUAGGAGACUACUGAGUUUGAAUUUGGAUUUGAACUUAACCUCUCUUCCUACCACUGCUAUGGGAAGUAAUGAGUUUGAAUUCUCCGCUCUUAUAGAACCACACAAACAGAUUUCUGUUCUAGAUACCUUAGUUGGUGAACACAGAACUCAGAUGUCGGGGAGACAGAAGCAAAGAGUGGCGAUAUCUAGAGCUAUACUGAAAGACCCGUGA
Papaver somniferum (opium poppy) is the source of this 651-nucleotide messenger RNA. Its product is annotated as zinc finger protein ZAT12-like. The transcript is spliced from 2 exons. The record is from RefSeq and is a predicted model, not a curated record. Lineage: Eukaryota; Viridiplantae; Streptophyta; Magnoliopsida; Ranunculales; Papaveraceae. The coding region runs from base 1 to 651 and encodes 216 amino acids.